AGUAUCCACAACACCAACACAAUCUACCACUACAACUAAAACACCAACUACCACUGUAAAAUCCACUACACCCUCUACUAAAUCUACAAUUGAAACACCUGGUACUAUCACGACCUUUACAACCAUUUCAUAUCCUGAAUCAACAACUGUGGAAUCUAUUGCUACAUCUGAAACACCCGUAACCCAUCCUACAGGUUGUCCUAAAUGGAAUAAAAUGGAAAAUGAAACCUUUUAUUUUUGCAACUGCACCAUGGCCAAAUGUAUUGGAAGCAAUACUCUUCAAAUAGUACCCUAUGAAUGUCCACCUAUCAAAAACAUAACUUGUUCCAAUGGAAAACGUCCUGUUCUGGUAUAUGAUGAAUAUCAAUGCUGCCAACAUUAUCAAUGUGACUGCGAGUGCAAAGGGUGGGGAGAUAACCAUUACAGCACAUUUGAUGGACUAUCCUACAAAUACCAUGGAAACUGUUCCUAUUAUUUGAUGAAAGAAAUUGCACCAAGGGACGACUUGGAAAUUUACAUUGAUAACAUCCAUUGUGAUCCUUUUGAAGAUCCUUCAUGUCCUCAAUCUUUAAAUGUAAACUAUGGAGCAGAGCAUGUCAAACUGGUCUAUUUUAUUCUCAAUGGACAACCAGAUUUGAAGGCGUUUACGAAUGAAGUGAGUCUAAAUCUCCCUUAUUGGAAACAAGGUGUUAAAGUGAUGAGCACUGGCACUAAUUUAGUUUUAGAGAUCCUUCGUCUGAAUGUGGUUGUUAAAUUUGGAAGAACUGGAUUUAGUAUCAACCUUCCAUACAAGUACUUUGGGGGAAACACACAGGGUCAUUGUGGAACUUGCACCAACAGUCAAGCUGAUGACUGCUGGCUGCCUGGAGGAACGGUAUCAGAAGGUUGCACUGAAAUUGCUAAUGGCUGGCUUGUAGAGAAAGAUAAAGACUGCAAGCCUGGAGAAGAACCGCCUUUGAAACCUCCAUGCAAUGCAAGUUCUGUAUGUGAACUUCUCAAGAGCAGUGUCUUUGCUGAAUGCCAUUCCCAGAUCUCUCCAGAUAAUUACUACAAAGGAUGCGUUUCUGAUAGCUGCCCUGUUCACAAUGGAGCAAAUGCAGCGGAGUGCUCAAGUUUAGCAAGUUAUGCUGCUGCGUGCUCUGAUGUUGGAGUUUGUAUUCACUGGAGGAACCACACUGAUCUAUGUGCCAGUGACUGCCCAUCAGACAAAAUUUAUAAACCUUGUGGACCUGCAUAUCAACCAACUUGCGAGGAAAGUUCUAAUGAUCCAGGUAUGGACUUCACCACAGAGGGCUGCUUUUGUCCUGAAGGAAUGAAACUAUUCAGCAGAGAAUCAAAAAUAUGUGUUAAAAAUUGUGGCUGUCUUGAUCCUAAUGGGAUGCCCCGUGAGUUCAAUGAGACAUUUGAAUACCAAUGUCAGAACUGUGUCUGUGAUGAGUCCACUAAAACUGUGAACUGCAAGCCUAAGACGUGCCCACCCACUGCUUUACCAAGAUGCAUGGGUCCAGAUUACGUUCUUGUCAAUCAAACUGAUCCAUCAAAUCCCUGCUGCAAUGUCCAUGUUUGCCAAUGUCAGGUCCACGCUUGUCCGGACAUCAAUAUGAACUGUGAUGGAUUCAAAUAUGUAAAAACCAAUUCAGAUGAUUGCUGUGGGAAGUGCGUACAGACACACUGUGUGUUCAGUGUUAAUGGCAAUGAGACACUCUUAAAGGAAGGAGAAACCUGGUCACCACCUGAAAAUAAAUGUGAAAGUAAGACUUGUGUCAAGAAUGGUGAGAUUUUUACAGUCUCCAACAAACAGAUCAUUUGCCCACCAUUCCAAGAGAGCAACUGCAAGAAUGACACAAUUCAGACUGCAGCAAACGGCUGCUGCAAAAUCUGUGUAGAGAAAGAGAAGGCCUGCAGACUGGUUAACCAGACAACUCCUAUCAACCACAAUGGCUGUCAGUCUAAGUUGAAUAUGCCAUCAUGUGAGGGAUCAUGCGACACUUCCACCAAGUACUCUGAAGCAGCAGGUGCUAUGGAGCAUUCCUGCUCCUGUUGUAAGGAGAGACGUGCCAGCAACCGCACCGUCACCCUGGCGUGUGAAAAUAGUGCUGCGCACGUCCAGUUCACUUAUGUGCAUGUGGAGGAGUGCGGCUGUGGUCACACAGAGUGCACCACACCUGCUGCACUGCAUGUUCGCAGAAAGCGACGCUUCACACUGCAGUGACAGAAUGCUCUGUCCUCACAUGUGGGA
This is a messenger RNA of Poeciliopsis prolifica (blackstripe livebearer), 2239 nucleotides long. Its product is annotated as intestinal mucin-like protein. NCBI's taxonomy places the organism in Eukaryota, Metazoa, Chordata, Actinopteri, Cyprinodontiformes, Poeciliidae. The coding region runs from base 215 to 2212 and encodes 665 amino acids. The transcript is spliced from 16 exons. Gene Ontology annotation, cellular component: extracellular matrix. The record is from RefSeq and is a predicted model, not a curated record. Gene Ontology annotation, molecular function: protein binding.